Molecule: messenger RNA, 1201 nt
Organism: Pistacia vera
Lineage: Eukaryota; Viridiplantae; Streptophyta; Magnoliopsida; Sapindales; Anacardiaceae
Exons: 1
Coding region: 151-1020 (289 amino acids)
Source: RefSeq, a predicted model, not a curated record
ACCACCACAGGGUCAACAAGUUAGAAAGCAAGAAAUAAAAAGACACUCUCCCUCCAAAACAAAACAAAACAAAACAAUUUCCACAACGCAGAAAAAAACGUCUUCUUCUUCUUCGCCGAUAUUUCUUCUCUCUCUGUUUCUCAAGAAGAUAUGCCACAAGUGGAUCUUGAAACCCUAGUCUCAGCCUGUGCCGGAGGCGGUUCUUGCGACAAUAAGAUCGCCUGCGAAACCUUAGCCACCGACAAAGACGAUAACAACAAGCCAGAUAAUCAACUACCUGAUCAACCCGAGAUUCCGGCCGAUUUCCCGCCCGAAUCUUUUUGGCUCUCUAAAGACGCUGAGUUUGACUGGUUUGACCGAAACGCCUUCUAUGAACGUAAGGAAUCUCAGAAAGGUAACUCAAACUCAACCAGUCUUAAUCCCAAUCCCAGUUCAACUUCACAGAGAUUUGCCACCACUUUGAAGCCCAAACCCUCCAUUAUUGGCCUGCCCAAGCCGCAGAAAACAAUUGUCGAUACUAAAAGUAAGCGGAAUUGUAAACCGGUAAACACCCGUUGGUUCCCGAAACGCUCCGGUUCGACUCUCAAAUCGGAUGCUACACUUACUGAGCCGUCUUCUCCCAAUGUUUCUUGCAUGGGAAGAGUGAGAUCCAAGAGGGAUCGCCGUAGAUUGAAGCACCGCCAACGCUCUGCUUCUGAAUCAGGAACUCUAAAAAAAAAACCCGAGAAAAGAGAAAAAGCCGGGUUGUUCUCCAAAUUUCGUGCAAUUUUCGGAUCCGGUUUAAAGAGAGGAGCAAAGAGUGAAACUCAAGCAGGGGAUUGGAGAGAUUCGCCAUCAAGAAAUGGCGGGAAAGUCAUGAGUCACGAUAUAAGGGAGCGUUUGCCGCCGGGUGACGUAGACGCGCCGCCGAGGAAGAGUGAAGCGCGUAAGAGCGUUGAUGGCGAACCGGUAGGUUUAGGUGGAAUGAAGCGGUUCACGUCUGGUAGGAGAUCUGAUGCAUGGGCGGAUGACGUGGUAUGAUCUGGAGCGUUGGACUCGUAUUUCGUCGUGUGGGUUAGGGCAAGUGAGUGGGGUCCCGAUAAUUCCCGGUCUUGAUUUGGUGUCAGUAAAUGGUCGUUGGGAUGGAUGAAUGAAUAACGGUAUUCCCAACCCGGUAAAAACAAGGUAAAUCACAUUUCCACAAUUUCGUUUUCGUUUUUUC